UCUCUCCUUCCUUCAUCCAAUUCCUGAAAUUCCCCUCUUUCGAAACACUAAUAACUCCAGAAAUCUCAAUUCCCUAACAGAGAAUCCAUCAAUUUCUUUCUCACUGUUAUCUCCCAAUUUCUUCCAAAUUACAUUAAGCUUCUUCAAAACCCCCCAAAUUUCAUUCUCAAAAAUGAAACUUUCAAUGACCUAAAUCAGAUUUGCUUGGGUUUAAUGGCACCGAGUAAGAGAAGAAGAGGUGGUUCUAAAAAAGCUUCUUCUACUUCUGCUGCUGCUAAGAAACGUAAAAAAUCUGAAAUUUCUACUGUAAAUGUAUUGCCCCAAGAAAAAGAAGAAGAAGAAGAAGGGACAGAAAUUGAAACAGUGGUGGAAGAAAUAGAAGAAAUUCCUGCAGAUCCAGUUGAACCUCCUGUAGAUUGUGGUAAAGCUUCUUCUUCUACUGCUAGGAAAUUGGGGAAUAAAAAUGAAAUUUCAUCUGAAAAUGUAUUGACCCAAGAAGAAGAAGAAGAAGAAGAAGAAGAAGUAGGGAAAGUAAUUGAAAGAGUGGUGGAACAAACACUGGCACAUCCUGCACUUCCAGUUGAACCUCCUGUAGAUUUGGAUUCUGACUCUGGAGCUACCACUAAACGACCUCGGGGUCAUGAUGCGAUAUCUGAUAGUGAUCUUGAUAGCAAGGAUCUCCAACAACCAAUUUUUCGAAAGGAAGGUGAUGAUUCCUCGGCAGGUGGAGAUUCUCCUGUAGGAGAUGUUUCUUCAGGACAACAACAAUUGUGUGAGGAUCGAACAGAAGUGGAGGUUCUUGAUUGUAUACAAGAUGAUAACAAGGAGAAAGGAGAAAGUGGGAGUGAACAUAUGGAAGCCUCUGUGUUCAAACAUAUGGAUGCACGUGGAAGAAAAGUAGAUUUGACACAGAGCUUUGUGAGCGAUCAGGUUUUUGACUCACGUGAUGCUCUUAUCGAGUGGUGUCAGGAGGUUGGAAGAAAAAAUAUGUCUGUGGUUGUGGUAUCCAAGUCAAGGAAUCCUGUUCUAGGAAGGCCUGCAAUGUUGGAAUUAGGGUGUGAAAGAGGUGGUGUGUACCAGGACCAUAAGAAAAAAACAGAUACAUCAACACUGAAAGACCUUACAAAAAAGAGAGAAUCAGGGACGAGAAAAUGUGGAUGUCCAUUUACACUAAAAGGAGUGUGGAUGGCAGGUGAUAAAUGGAAGGUUAGGGUCCACUGUGGUGCACACAAUCAUGAGCUACCAGAGACGCUUGUUGGCCACUCUGAUGUAGCUAGGUUAAAUGAGGAAAAGCAAAUAUUGGUCGAUUGGGCUAAAAGUGGUGUUCGAUCUCGGCGAGUGCUGAGCCCACUCAAACAGAGAAGCAAAGAGAACAUGUCAACAAUGAGGGCAAUUGAUAAUGCAAGUGCUGCAAUAAAACUUACGGAGGUUGAAGGGAAGUCAGCAAUGCACACUCCUUUGGGUGUAAACGUGUCAACAAUGAAGACAGUUAAUAAUGCAAGUGCAUCAAUAAAACUUAUGGAGGUUGAAGGGAAGUCAGCAAUGCAACAGGUACUAGGAUUCCUGUUGAAACACCAUUAUGUGGAAAGGCAUAGGAGAGAUGAAGAGACAGAUGAGCUGAAAGAUAUCUUUUGGGCCCAUCCGGAAUCUCUACAAUUGGUCUUGGGUUUCCAUUCGGUGCUCAUUGUUGACUGCACUUACAAGACCAACCGGUUUGGUUCACCUUUGCUUCGGAUUGCUGGUGUUACUUCUACAGGAAAAUUGUUCACCGUUGCAUUUAUAUUCAUGGAGGCGGAGACAGAAGAUCACUAUGCUUGGGCUUUGACUCGUUUAAAGAGACUAUUUUCGCCAAAUGCUUUACCAUCUACCUUUGUCACAGAUGGAGAGCUCAAAUUAGUGAAUGCAAUAGGUUCAGUCUUUCCAAAAGCAAAAUGGCUGUUUUGCACAUUGCAUGUCUUAAAAAAGGUUUCAGAAAAUUGCAAGCAAUACUUUGAGUCCGAUGAAGAAUUUGAAAGAUUUAUGAAAGAGUGGACAAAUCUGACUCAAGUGAGGACCAAAGACGAGUACGCUGAUGCUUUCUGUGAUUUUGUAUUGACAUGGAGAAGCUACCAUGGAUGCAUCCAGUAUUUACGUGAUAAUUGGCUACGACAUAAAGAGCAUUAUGUACUGGCAUGGACAAAGUUGAUAAAGCAUUUUGGAAACACGGCUAUACAUUGGGUUGGUACUUCUCAUGGUAAUUUGAAGAGUCAGCUAGCAGCUAGUAACUUCUCGACUUGUUGGACGACAAUGCACCAGAUGAUAUGCGACGAGCUAGUAGACAUUAAAGCCUCCUUCGAGAAGAGUCUGAUAUCCAUUCCACAUGAAUAUCUGCUUCCUGCUUUUAAGGAAUUGCGGGGUUGUGUUUCACAUAAGGCGAUGGCACUUUUAUUGUUGGAGCGUAAUCGUUCUGAAGAUGUAGGCUUUGACGUAGGAGUUUGUGGGUGUGUCCUUCGCCUCUCUUAUGGGCUCCCUUGUGCCCACGAGAUAGUACAAUAUUUUCGUAAUGGUACAGAAAUACCUCUUUCUGAGAUUGACUCCCAGUGGAAACUACUUUCAGCUAUACCAGUGCCUGAAGAGCAUAGCGAGUUCGAUUACCUUCCAGAGUUGAAAUCAGUGAGGGAGAGGUGGGAAAAAGCAUCAAAAUCUGAACGCGAGAUAAUGCAGAAGAAGUUAGAGGAAAUUGCAUGCUUGUAGAGUCUUCAGUUGGUAUUGAUCUGGAACUGAUGUCAGGUAGAUCAACUGCUUGUGUCGGUUUUAUCACUUGUGAGGAGAUGUUAGAGAUCCUGGGUAAGGACCACAUCCUAGUAGUAAUUUUACAUCUUUUACAACUCAGAUGAAGGAGCCAAGCUACGAUGAAAAGUUUCAGAUACAUGUUUGGGCAGCAAAAAUGUUAGUCUCUUUUUUCCUUGGAUCGACUAACAGCAUGUCACUCUGUUUUUCUCUGUGCUAUAUAUCUAUUUAAACAAAUGAAUGACACCUUGACUACCGGUAGAAAAUUAAUGUAUAGUUAGUGUUGGAGAACUGGUCUGUUCGUGUAUGAUUAUAAACAUUCUGUUGUAAACUUGUAGUAUGUAAAGUCGUGACGAGCUAAACUAAUUACGAGGGUAUGCACGGUGCAUGCAUCCUCGGUGGUGUUGUGCACAUUGUUUGUGUUGGAUCA
Messenger RNA from Papaver somniferum (opium poppy), 3199 nucleotides. RefSeq names its product PKS-NRPS hybrid synthetase CHGG_01239-like. Gene Ontology annotation, biological process: regulation of DNA-templated transcription. The coding region runs from base 214 to 2733 and encodes 839 amino acids. NCBI's taxonomy places the organism in Eukaryota, Viridiplantae, Streptophyta, Magnoliopsida, Ranunculales, Papaveraceae. The record is from RefSeq and is a predicted model, not a curated record. The transcript has 5 exons.